Molecule: messenger RNA, 816 nt
Organism: Papilio polytes (common Mormon)
Lineage: Eukaryota; Metazoa; Arthropoda; Insecta; Lepidoptera; Papilionidae
Exons: 1
Coding region: 45-617 (190 amino acids)
Source: RefSeq, a predicted model, not a curated record
GACAAAGUAUCAUUCAUUCCUGAACCGUCGAAGUAUCGCUAACAAUGAAGACUUUCGCUUACAUCCUUCUUCUGGCGGCGAUGGGAGCCGCCGAGCCCCUGCUCUCCCGGCAGGCGCGGCUAAGGUCAGCCAGACAGCAGGCCGACGACCCCCCUUACCCAGCGGCUGGCUUCCGGCCGGCGACGGCGUUCGAGCUGCCGAGUCGCGAGAAUCUCGCUCCGCCCGCCACCUCGUACGGCGUGCCCGCCACCAGCUACGGCGCUCCGCUCGGCACGUACGCCACGUCCGCUGAGCCGCAGACAGAGUACGGCCCGCCAGUCACCGACGCCGGCGACGAAGCGAAGGAUGACGUCGAGACCAUCGAAGGGAGCGGACAAAACGACAAGAAAGAGAAGCUCGAGGAAGAUGCAGACGUGGUGAGCGCAUCGGGUGCGUACUACGUGCUGUUGGGCGACGGGCGUCUGCAGCGCGUGCAGUACCGCACGGAGCGCGACGACCGCAACAUGGCAUACACGGCGCGCCUGCAGUACCGCGCCGAGGAGCGCGCGCCGCUCUACGUGUACUCCGCCGCGGCUCAGUACCAGCCCGCCGCCGCCGCAUACAUACAGCUGCUCUGAACUCUCCUCUAGCCCUGCGCGUGCUUCUCAAACUUAACACAAACACACAAACGAUCACUAAGUUACUAAGGUGUUUCAAUUUCAAAUGCAAAACACAAUUUAGAAAAAAGUGAAAUAGUAUUCAAAUCGAAACCACGGAAAAGACGAAAAAAAAUAAUAAUGUAAACCUUAUUUAUUGAAUAAAUUAAAAUAUCUUUGA